UCGAUUACUGGCGCGCAGUUUGUAGCUGUCGCCGUUGUGAAUGAGAAAAUGCCUCCCAAGCGCGCCAGGAAAGCGGCUUCCAAGCCGGUUGCGACGCCACAGCCAGUUGAGCUUAACCAGGGUAAGCCAGUGCUUUACAUAGAACAUUGCCGAUCCUGACGCGUUUUUCGUCGCCGUGCCGAGGAGCUGCACGCUGCUUUGCAAACUCGCCUCAAUCUCGAUGGCGAGCAUCCAGUGCAGCUGCAGUUGCUGCUUAAUGGCGACGGAACACCAAAACGUGGCGCCUUCGAAAUAUCCAUUUCCACACAACCCACAAUUGAUGCUAAAGAUCGUCGUGCUCUUUGGUCCGGCUUGAAGCGCACGCCGCGUGCACAAAAAUUCCCGUCAGUCGAUGCGAUUUAUGAGCAGAUUGUCGAGGUACUUGCAGCAACCGAAAAAUCCUCCACGACAAAUGUGGAGCAGGCUGCCUCAAACACAUCCUCAACCUCAAGCACGUCCUCCCCCCCUUCCAAGCCGACCAAGCGCCGUCGUUUGGAUGCGGCCGACAAAUAAAUAGAAAAUACAAGUAUAUCAGAUGCCAUGUCCCAAAAAUGCCGAAGUAGCGCCUGAUGAACAGUGAGUAGCCAAGCCCCACAAGGACCUGCUCAUUGUGAUGAACUUUUUGCCUAUGCCGGCACUUGAAAGCCAUUGGCUAUAUCUAUUUUCUUAAAUUUGUUUUGUUUCAUAUCCAAAUAUCAAGCACACACAAUUGUUUUUCAAAUAUUAUUUAAAAUAUAACAUAUGUAUGUAUGUAUGCCUUACAACUGUAAAACUGUUU
Messenger RNA from Scaptodrosophila lebanonensis, 817 nucleotides. Its product is annotated as selenoprotein BthD. The transcript is spliced from 2 exons. NCBI's taxonomy places the organism in Eukaryota, Metazoa, Arthropoda, Insecta, Diptera, Drosophilidae. Gene Ontology annotation, cellular component: Golgi apparatus. The record is from RefSeq and is a predicted model, not a curated record.